Messenger RNA from Neocloeon triangulifer, 801 nucleotides. RefSeq lists its product as uncharacterized. The transcript has 8 exons. Lineage: Eukaryota; Metazoa; Arthropoda; Insecta; Ephemeroptera; Baetidae. The record is from RefSeq and is a predicted model, not a curated record. The coding region runs from base 29 to 745 and encodes 238 amino acids.
UAUCAAAGUGCUUCACUCUGCAAAAAAGAUGAGGAGUUUCGUUAUUGUAUCCGUGCUCGCUUUUGCCUGCGUGGCCCUUGGGCAAAAACCGACCAAGGCACCCGACUGCGUCGCCGCCGAUUACAAGAAAUUGCAAAGCUGCUAUGACCCGGACAUUGUCCCGAUUUUUGACAAUAAAACGACCCAGUACAAAACGGCAUUCAAAACUUGCAAGGGCACUGCGGACACCACCAACUACAUGAUGAACUUCUUACUUAACAAAAUGUUUGACAAGAAAACAAACACCUUCAAUCUGGCAGACAAGAAAAUUCAGGAUAAAGUGGUUGACCAAGCGUGCAUUUUUGAGUGCAUCAUUAAUCAAACUGGCCAAAUUAAUUUUCCCAACGGUACAAUUGGCAAAGAAGCUUUGGAAUAUUAUAUCAUCAACGACCCUAAUCAAAAUCCCUUCUGGGGAGAAAAAUUUAGUGGUUACUUUGAUUUAUGCUUGCAGGCCAUUACUAAUCUGAAUAUUCCAAAAUUCGUUAACAAACAGAAAAAAAUGUGCGAUCCAAAGUGGCUCCUGAUGACUCAGUGCACGAUUUUUAAGGCUUGGGCGCAAAUCCUGGACGAAGUUUACGUUUAUAACCAGACUAUCGACUCUGGUGUUGUUGAAAAAUGGGAUGUUAAGGCGAUUUGCAAUACAACCUUGAAGACGAUGCACACCUGCAGGACUGGUAGUUUCUUUGAGGGCCUCAAUGUUGAUUAGGACAAAGACACAGAGGCGGUAUUCUUAGUUUACUAAAAAAUAUGAAUUUCGCGGAA